AGUCAAAUAAUAUUCAUGUUAUGUUACAACAUGGCAAAAUAUUGUGUGGUGGGUAACAACCUUGCUUUUAGCGAGUCUGAUGUGUUCUGUUUAAGCCUUUCCUUUGGUGCUUACUUCAUGACAUCGUUGAUUUUGCAUGAGCUGCUCAGUCACGCUGUGAAAAAAUGAAGCAUGCCAUCAAGCUUAAAUUCUGCUUCGCUAACACUUACAAAACUUCACAUUUUUAGGCGGUGAUAUUUAAACCCAUGUUACAAAAUAGGGAAAAGAAAAGUGUGAUGUCACCAGAAAAACAGUGAGACCUUUGUCUGCACUUGGACUUUAAUAAGACUGUGGCAAGAAGUGAUCAGUUUAGACUAAUCUCUGGCUUUUCUCCUCAUAAAUCUGAACGUGUUCCCCUUAAGAACGCUGUCGUAGAGAACUGGACUUCAAGACUGUAGCCAUGACGGACAUUUUUAAGAAAGUUUAUCACAUUUCUGCUUUCUUCUGGUACGCUUUUAUUAUUCAGUGCAUUUAUGCAAAAGGAGAUACAGAUCUGCCACCUGGAUUAUUUGUCUACGGUGGACCCUGGAAAUAUCUCACUUUCUUAAAUCUGGUUUUACAGAUGGUGUUUUUUGGAUUGGGAUGCCUUAAUGACCUUCAGCCUGUGGGAAAAGAUUCCAAAAUAUCAUCUCUCUGUCUUUGCAAGGACCUGCUCUUUUCUGUCUUUGUGUUUCCAGUGGGGAUGUUUGUAGUUCUAUUGUUUUGGCUGAUUUAUGCCUACGAUCGACAGCUGGUUUAUCCUGCUUCAAUGGACACCAUCUUCCCAUCAUGGCUGAAUCAUGCUAUGCAUACCGCUGUUCUUCCGAUCUUGUUAGGUGAGAUCUUACUGGAGCCACACGACUACCCUAAAACAAAACAUGGUUUAUCUGCUUUGGGAGUCGUUGGUCUUGCUUACCUAGGAUGGGUGAUUUGGGUGUAUCAGACUGUGGGAGUCUGGGUUUAUCCAUUACUGGGGAUGUUUAGCAGCGCAGGCUUGACUGUUUUCUUUUUUCACAACAUGCUUGUGGUGUCACUGCUGUACUUACUGGGACAAACUUUAAACCAAAAAGUCUGGGGGAGAGAUCAUCCAGACAUUAACAGGACAUGAUGCAUUACAAAACAUAUUCCACUGAUUGUAAACAUGCCGUUUACAUGUUUCUGUAUCCGUCCUACUUCUGCUACACUGUAAAAAAUGAUUUGUUGUUUUUUGUUGUUUCAACUUAAAAAAAUAAGUUACCUGGUUGCCUUAAAAUUUUAAGUUAGUUCAACUUAAAAAUAUUAGUUCACUUAAUGAAUUUGUUGCAAACUCGU
Molecule: messenger RNA, 1329 nt
Organism: Triplophysa rosa
Lineage: Eukaryota; Metazoa; Chordata; Actinopteri; Cypriniformes; Nemacheilidae
Product: androgen-dependent TFPI-regulating protein
Exons: 6
Coding region: 440-1126 (228 amino acids)
Cellular component (GO): membrane; endomembrane system
Source: RefSeq, a predicted model, not a curated record